Oncorhynchus mykiss (rainbow trout) is the source of this 3490-nucleotide messenger RNA. Its product is annotated as inosine-5'-monophosphate dehydrogenase 1a. Gene Ontology annotation, cellular component: cytoplasm. Gene Ontology annotation, biological process: GTP biosynthetic process. Gene Ontology annotation, molecular function: IMP dehydrogenase activity. The record is from RefSeq and is a predicted model, not a curated record. Lineage: Eukaryota; Metazoa; Chordata; Actinopteri; Salmoniformes; Salmonidae.
UGCCACUUGGGGCGAGUUCAGCAGGGCACAAAGUGGUGGAAGUUCGGAUACAAAUACUUGUGGCGUUCCAUUGUGUUAUGUAAGAAAAUGCAUGUUUGUAUUACAUGUAGAAUACAGAUCGGCCUACAUCCACAGAGUAAAAUACGAAUAUUUUUUUUUUCAAUAUGGUCAAUGGGAUUAGGCUACUGGAGAAAGAAAGAGAAUGGGAGAGAAAGAGACUGUAAGUGAGUAUUAAAUAGGCUUUGCUGGUCCAAUCCCUCAGCAACUGUCACAAGCACUAAUCAUCUGCAGAUGAUGUUCCUGAAAAUGCCCCUAGCAACCCAGUCACUCUCCCCUCAGUCAAUGGUUUCAGCAGAGCACAGAGUUACAUUUAGGUAACCUGCCUACAAAAUACAGUCUGAGACUGAUAACACACACCCCUCACCAUGGAGAUACUGGGAAAGUGUGUUUUACAGCUCUCCACCCCCAACCCUUCCCUCCACCCCUUCUCUAUCACUGAACUCUCACUCCCUCUCUCAUCUCUCCCUCCAGCCAGUUGCCCCUCCUGCUUUAAUUCCUCCAAUCCUCUUUGUAGGACUGACGUCUACAACUGUCACAAACAGAGCUAAGCCAGGAGAGGAGGAAAAAUAGGCUGGUAGUCUCAGGAACAAACUGCUCUCACAUUUCCACUAGCUCAGCUUCCAAAGCUCUCCAGGCCUUAGGGGGGCUGAUCUACCCUCCCAGCUCCCUCUCCCCUUUGGGACUCACCACCCUGCCUGACCGGAGGACAUCCAGGGGACACUCACUCAGCCUCACCCAGGACCUAGGAUUUCAGCUCACUGCAACUGUAUCCUCCUCAGAGGACUCCAGAGCCUGCAGCGUGACCCACCCUCCCUACUUCUGUCUAACGAAGAGAGGUAGUUCUCCAUCUUUCUGUACAUCAGUCUCAGGACCACCAGAGCUCCCACUUUUAGGCCUUAUCUCCCAUAGACUGUAUCUGCAGAGAGACAGGAGAACCCCAAAGACAGAGACAGGAGGAUUUAGAGGGCUAUUUAAUUGACACAGUUGUGAGACAGUGUGUCUGUGUGUUUCUGAUAACGACUGUGGCAGUGAAUGGACACAGACCACUCAUGUAAGCAGUGUGUUAGAGAAAGAACACACUCUGGGGAAGUCUGUUCUAGUGGCGUUGGGUGUGCAGGUGUCCGUGAUAUGCCAGGUGUGUGUAAAUGAGGCAUUGUAAUUGUAAGGCAUUGAAUGUGCAUGUGAGACUUGAUAGAGGCCUCAAGUGUGUCAGAGGCAUUGGUAGUGUAUGUGUGUGAGAGGUAAGUCAGGUUGAGUGUGUGUGUGUGUGAAAGGUGUCAGUCAGGUGUGUGUGAAAGGGGUCAGUCAGGUCUGUGUGUGUGUGUGAAAGGAGUCAGUCAGGUCUGUGUGUGAGAGACGACGACCGUGGAGGCCUUAGCCCUGGAUUUCUCAGAGAUGGAGGGUCAAGGCUACGACCGGUUUGGUGAGCUUGAGCAAGACACCUACCAGAUCGACUACCGCCGUAUAGUUGGUGACACUGAGCCUGCCAGGCCGCGCCUCUCGCCCCGUGAAGGGGAACACACACACCCCAACUCCAACCCUCGUGGAGCCUACACGCACACCAACCCUCAUGGCCACGGGCACGAGACGGCCGCGCAGAGAUACAAUGCCACACGCAUCCAAGCCGGAUACGAACCUGAAAGCAUGGCCGACUACCUGAUCAGUGGAGGGACAGGGUACGUGCCUGAAGAUGGACUGACGGCUCAGCAGCUCUUCUUUAUCGGGGAUGGACUCACAUACAAUGAUUUCCUGAUUCUGCCUGGUUUCAUAGACUUUAUUUCUGAUGAAGUGGACCUGACCUCAGCUCUGACCAGGAAGAUCACCCUGAAGACUCCUAUCAUCUCAUCUCCCAUGGAUACAGUCACUGAGUCCUCCAUGGCCAUUGCUAUGGCUCUCAUGGGCGGGAUCGGGAUCAUGCACCAUAACUGUACUCCAGAGUUCCAGGCCAACGAGGUCCGCUUGGUUAAGAAAUUUGAGCAGGGUUUCAUCACAGACCCAGUGGUGAUGAGUCCUCGCCACACAGUGGGAGACGUAUUCGAAGCCAAGGUCCGCCACGGCUUCUCUGGCAUCCCUGUCACCGAGACGGGCAAGAUGGGCAGCAAGCUGGUGGGCAUCGUCACCUCCCGAGACAUUGACUUCCUCUCAGAGAAAGACCAUGACAGACCCCUGGAAGAGGCUAUGACAAAGAGGGAAGAUUUAGUGGUUGCACCAGCUGGCGUCACACUGAAAGAGGCCAACGACAUCCUGCAGCGCAGCAAGAAAGGUAAACUGCCCAUAGUGAAUGACAGUGAUGAGCUAGUUGCCAUCAUCGCCAGGACAGACUUGAAGAAGAACCGAGACUAUCCACUUGCCUCUAAAGACUCCAGGAAACAGCUGCUGUGUGGAGCGGCCAUCGGAACCAGAGAGGAGGACAAAUGCAGACUGGACCUGCUGAUGCAGGCUGGGGUUGACGUGGUAGUGCUGGACUCCUCCCAGGGGAACUCUGUCUAUCAGAUCAACAUGAUCAACUACAUCAAACAGAAAUACCCUGAACUACAGGUGGUGGGAGGAAACGUGGUGACUGCAGCCCAGGCUAAGAAUCUGAUCGAUGCGGGUGUGGACGCUCUGAGGGUGGGGAUGGGCUGCGGCUCCAUCUGCAUCACCCAGGAAGUGAUGGCGUGUGGGCGUCCCCAGGGCACAUCAGUGUACAAGGUGGCAGAGUACGCCAGGCGCUUCGGUGUGCCCGUCAUUGCAGACGGAGGCAUCCAGACCGUUGGACAUGUGGUAAAAGCUCUCGCUCUUGGGGCAUCCACAGUGAUGAUGGGGUCAUUGCUCGCAGCAACCACAGAGGCCCCGGGGGAGUAUUUCUUCUCAGAUGGCGUGCGGCUGAAGAAGUACCGUGGGAUGGGCUCCCUGGACGCCAUGGAGAAGAACAGCAGCAGCCAGAAACGCUACUUCAGUGAGGGGGAUAAGGUGAAGGUGGCUCAGGGUGUGUCAGGGUCGGUUCAGGAUAAAGGUUCUAUCCAUAAGUUUGCCCCCUACCUUAUCGCUGGCAUACAACAUGGCUGCCAAGACAUCGGAGCCAAGAGCCUCUGCAUACUGCGGUCCAUGAUGUAUUCUGGGGAGCUGAAGUUUGAGAAGAGGACCAUGUCAGCUCAGGUUGAGGGGGGAGUACACGGGCUCCACUCGAGUUGCUACUUAAACCGGGGAUUGGCAGUUAUACCAUACGAGGUCCAUUGUGGGUGCAGGCUUUCGCUCCAGCCAAAGCAGUAACAGCAGAUGCAAGUAAUUCACUUUUGACUAUGAUUGGUUGAUUUAUUGUUUUGGAUGUGUCACGGUUUUAGCUGGAGCAGAAUCCUGCACCUACUCUGACCAUUUGUGGAUAGAAUUGCCUACCCCUGAGCUAAACAGUAGCACUGAAGCAAGCAAGACAUCACAAUGUCUGUCUUCU